Suillus clintonianus is the source of this 2304-nucleotide messenger RNA. RefSeq lists its product as uncharacterized. The transcript has 14 exons. The coding region runs from base 1 to 2304 and encodes 767 amino acids. Lineage: Eukaryota; Fungi; Basidiomycota; Agaricomycetes; Boletales; Suillaceae. The record is from RefSeq and is a predicted model, not a curated record.
AUGUAUCGGUGCCAAGACUGUCAUGGUGGAGAGUUGAUGUGUCCCACAUGUGCUGUGCAUAUACACGAGAGGCAGCCAUUACACAGGAUUGAGUGUUGGAACGGUACUUCGUUUCAGAUUACUACAUUGAAGACCUUGGGGGCCCGCUUUCAACUUGGGCAUCCCAUUGGUGUCCAAUGCAUCAAUCUGAUCCCUGCAUUCAACGACGACUUCGUUAUCCUUGACUGCAAUGGUAUUCACGAAGUCGGACUUGAUUUCUGUGCAUGCCAGUCUGCUCAGCCGCACAUCAUUCAGUUGUUAUGUGGUCACUUGUUUCCUGCCACAACAUCAGACCCUAAAUCGGCCGCCACCUUUCGCGUGUUAGAGUAUUUUCAAAUGCUGUCAUUUGAAUCUAAAGGAUCGGCAUGGGAGUUUUACAAUACUGUUGUUCGCCUCACGGAAAACAUAGGCACCCAUGUCCCCAAGAAUCAUUAUGAUAGUCUCCGUUGGAUGAUUUGUGAAUGGUGUUUUGUGAUGCAAAUGAAGCACUGCGGUCAGGGUCACCAUCUGGGGGGCAUUAAAGCAACAGAGGCCGGUGCUUGCGCCGUCUUAUGCCCUGCAUGUCCCCAUCCAAACAAGAAUCUACCUGUUGGGUGGGAAAAUUCUCCACCGGAAUUCCAAUUUUUAUAUGUGAUGUUCAUUGCAAUUGACGCCAACUUCCGACUGGUUCGGCGUAAUGUAUCAUCAGACGCUGUUGAUCCUGGGUUGAAUCAUGGGUACACAUUUUUCGUGGAGGAGACUGGGUACAAGGGCUUCCUGGCUUCGUGCAAUAGGGUGGGCAAUGCUCAGGAGAAGAGCACAUGUUCUAGCCACUCCGCUGUGAACCUGGCGGAUACGAGAGCUUCACGUGGACUUGCAGCAACGGGUGUAGGCACAGUUGAUUGUGCACGGCACAAUUUCAAGUACAUAAACAUGGAUUACCUUUUUUUUUCAAGCAUGCAGUCUUCACACGACAUUCACGUCCUCAAUAUAUCUUAUGACAUAGCCUGCCAGUGGAACAAAAACCUUUGGUCACACAUGUCAGCAUUCCCACAUAAGUAUCGCAUUGACCAUGACAACAAGCUCGUCACAUUCCUGGUUCCUAAAUUCCAUCUGCCAGCGCACAUCACCAGUUGCCAAACGAGGUUCUCAUUUAACUUUAUCAAAGGUGUUGGGCGGACUGAUGGUGAAGCUCCGGAGCGCGGGUGGGCAGAUAUCAACCCUAUCGCUACAAGCACCUGCGAGAUGGGACCUGGAUCGAGCCGAGACACUAUAGAUGAUCAUUUCAACAACUGGAAUUGGAAGAAGGCUGCAAUACCUGAGGCUGAAGAAUGUGCCGGUGAUCUUAAGGAGUUCGAGGCUGCCCUCGAUGCAGAUCAAUUAGCUGGAUGGCGGAAAGAGAUCGAGAUGUGGGAGUCAGACCGCUCCUUGACGAAUCUGUUUGAAGUCAAAGCAAGAACUACUGUGACCCAGGCUGCCAUGCAUCUGGCAUUAUCGAAGGCUGAGGUGGAAGAAAUCGAGUGUGUCAUCGCUCAUGCAGCUUCAUGUAGACGACGUGUUGAGUUUGAGGUGAAGACCAUCAGACAGCAUGCCACUGAUGCCCAAAAAGUCAAGAUACUCCAACAUAUCAAUAGCCUCCACCUACAACUUGACAUUCCCUCUGAGGACAAGGCCCAUAAAAUCAACCUCUUUCUCCCUUCAUCACUGCCCCCGACAUUCCCAUGUGACGACUGCUUACUAAAGUACGAAUGGGAUCUGCGUCAAGCGCAGGCCAACAAUGCUCUAAAUGACCUCCACACUGUCAUCAACAUGACCUACCACCUCUACAAGUAUAAGUACGCCUUCAUUCGAGCUAAGUACACAGCUGCCCGAGAUGCACUUCGGCGGAUACUGAAGCCACUGGACAGGAGAAAAGAUGCAGUCCCACUCAAACAUGACGAAGGGAAGACGGUUGGCCAACAGAACAUUUCAUGGAUAUGGAAAGUGGCUGGGGUAUCAAACAAUCAGGAGGAAGGAUUGCAGGAUUUAUUACGUGUGGAAUGGUGCAAGGUGCAGGCGCGGGCUCAUCGGUGGGAGGAGGAAGUCCAGCUCCUGCGUGAGGAAGUGUGUUGUGUUCUUGCCUUCUUGGAGUGGCAGGCUGGAUGGUGGGAUGCGCAAGGCUCGCAACACCAAUUUGGCUCAUCUGCAUUCACAGAGGGGGCAGUUGCAUAUGCACAUCACCAGGCAAUGCUAUGCCGGAGCAUGUCUGCGCGGUUCAGGUUGUUGUGGGAAGCCAUCCCCUCAUGA